CACUUUCUGACUUUUCUCAAAACAAUCACAGCACCAUGGGCACGUCCACCGAUCUUUUUCUUCAUACCUCACCUUAUUAUACACACGACGGCGCCGCCCCCAAAGUCAAAGCUCUCUUCGUCCAUGUACGGACAUCGGCGUCGGAUUUCAACGACACAUUGCCCCAAUUCCUCACCGUCCUCUUUAAUUCUUCCAAUAGUUCUCUAUCACUCCACCGCCUUCUCAAUCAUCCCCUUCCUCACUCUAUCUUCGCCGCCAAGCUCAGCAUCUGCUUACGGCGGCGGCGGCGGCAGCGUCCUUCCCAACCCUUUUCCUUCCAACUGUUUCACGAGGAAGUCUUGUUGUUAAAGGGAGCUUUGAUCGAACAAAAAAACCAACGUCGCUGGACGUUGGACUGUAAAUCUCAAGUUCAUCUUCUACAGUCUUAUUCGCACCCAAUUUCAGAGCUUCAGCUUUGUUUUGCUUUCGAUGAUGGAAACCUCGCCGCCACGAACUGGGUGAGGCUUGCGAAUCCUAAGGAGAGAAUAAAACAAUGGGUUAUUAGUGGUGGUUACUUAGAGCAGAUUCCAGAGGAAAUGGAGCUUCCUUCAGAGGAUUCUCAUGAGGUGUUGGAGGACUUAGAACGACUGAGACGUUCCGUCGAUUUGGGAAUUUGGGUUCUGUUCUUGGGAGUCGGAGUUGGGUAUUUGGUUUCUAGAGCUUCUGCUCGAAAGUUCCGUCCUCAUUUGAAUCUUUAAGCUGGUGUUUCUUAAUGGUGACAACGCUUAAAUUAUGAUUUGAUUUUUAUCUAAA
Messenger RNA from Neltuma alba, 792 nucleotides. RefSeq lists its product as uncharacterized. The coding region runs from base 36 to 737 and encodes 233 amino acids. The transcript has a single exon. The record is from RefSeq and is a predicted model, not a curated record. Lineage: Eukaryota; Viridiplantae; Streptophyta; Magnoliopsida; Fabales; Fabaceae.